Loa loa (African eye worm) is the source of this 3648-nucleotide messenger RNA. Its product is annotated as TPR Domain containing protein. Gene Ontology annotation, molecular function: protein binding. The record is from RefSeq and is a predicted model, not a curated record. The coding region runs from base 1 to 3468 and encodes 1155 amino acids. NCBI's taxonomy places the organism in Eukaryota, Metazoa, Nematoda, Chromadorea, Rhabditida, Onchocercidae. The transcript is spliced from 17 exons.
AUGGCAAGAAAAUGGGCCAGAAAAGAAUUGAAAAUAGCAACCAGCAGUGGAUCAUUGAAACUUGAAGCUGAUUCAUUAAGGAAUUUAUCCAAUAUUUAUCAAGCAAUCAAUGAUUAUUCAAAUGCUAUAAUUCUAUGGGAUAAAUAUUGCGCCCUCAUUUCUGAUCAAGGCAUUGAUAUUCGUCUUAAUGGUUUGCGCAGAUUAGCUGAAUUAUAUCAAAAAUUAAAUCAAUUUGAACGGGCUGAAAUGGCAUUGUUGGAAAAUUUAAAACUUACCAAGAAAAUUGGCGCCUAUGCACUAAUCAUUGAUGCGCACACUGAUAUCUAUCAGUUCUAUCGAACGAUGUAUAGAAAGGAUGAAGCGCAAAAGCAUUGGAAGGAAGCGCAACAAAUAUAUUUGAAGUAUAAUGUGAAGGAAAGAGAAGCUUUAAUUAAUGAAAUAAAUGGCGAUAAUUAUUUUGAUUGCAAUUCUUAUGAGGAAGCGAUCGAUGCAUACAAUCGUUGUUUAAUGCUUGUACAAGAAGAUGAUAAUCUUCAGAAGGAAGCUAAACUAUGCAAUAAAUUGGGAACGACACAUUGGUUAUUAUAUCAUCCAGACGAAGCACUGGCAUAUUAUCAACAAUCACUAAUUGUUUGUCAACAACUAUCCGACCUGGAAAGUAUGCUGGAAUUAUACAAUGCGAUGGCAAAUAUUCAUUUCAAGAAAGGAAUGAUGGAUGUAUGCCACUCAUGUCUGAGGUGUUACCUAACACUUGCUGUUAUAUUAUCAAAGGAUACAGCCCGUUUAAAUGCAUUCAUAUCAAUUGGACGUACAUUAUUAAUUCGUCAACGAUACAUAGAAGCAAAAAAAAUUUUUACAAAAGCAUUAAAUUUAACGAGUGAAACAGAUUAUCGACGUGAACGUGGCCUAAUUUACGGUUAUAUAGCGGAAUGUUACCUUGGAAUAGGUGAAAAAACAAAGGCAUCACUCAAUUUUUGCAAACAAAUUCCAUUUUUUGAUGAUAUCGAUGAUAUCGAAGGAAAAUGUGAAACGUUAAGACAUCUGAUCGAAGAGAAACGAUUAAUUAAAGAUGUUAAUUGGACUAUGCAAAUUUGUAACAAUAGAAUUGAGCUAUCACAAAUGGGAUCAAUUGAUUUACAGGUUGAAAUUUUGAAAGAAUCAGCAGAAAUAGCAACAAAUUUAUUAGAGUUAUGGGAAGCAUGCAAAUUUCUAGAGAAAGCAGUGAUAUUAUGCAUUGCUAACAAAUGUGGCAAUAUUUUAAAUUUGUUGUUAAAUUUAAAAAGUAAAUAUUUGAAAUGUAAUGCAAGGAAACGAGCCAUAAUGCUAUUUGGAGAAUGCUUAAAUGCUAUUGGAAAUGAUACAAAUGACCAAUUUCUAAUACAACUUGAACUUGGGAAGCUGGAAUUGGAUGAAGGUAUGACAAGUAAUGUUAUUGCUCAUAUCACAGAUUUAAAGGAAAAAUGUCAAGAUAAGAAUAUGAAGGCUACGUGCGAAUAUAUUCUUGCAUGCGCUUACUAUGACAAUAGGAAUUACAUCGAUGCCCUGUAUCACAUGCAGAAUUUUGAAAAUUUGAAAAAAAACUUAUCAGCAAGUCAAAAAGAAAUGCUUAAAUUAGAGCUUUUGUUAAUUGAAUGGAAUUGCAAUGCUUCUGAUCAUGCAAUUGAAGAAAUACAGGACAUUGCGGCAAAAACUGAUUCAUCAAUAAUUUAUCGAAUUUUGGAUGAAUCAUGCUUGUAUGAUUUGUUAAAUCAUGAGAAAUUAUCAAAAAUAGCAGCAAUUCACUGGAUGAUGACCAGAGGUGACUUUAUCACUGCUAAUCAUUUCUUCGAUUUGCACAAAAACAUUUAUCAAAAUGAUACUGAAUAUACUGCUGAUAUGGCAUUAUUAUAUUGGAAUGAACAAAAAUUUGAGGAAUGUGCCAAUUUUCUGGAAGAAUACUUAAGUCAUUAUUUGGAGAAAGAUAAUGUGGAAGAAGAUUGCGAAGAAUUAUCACUGAUACGCAUUUAUAACCGGCAACGAAUAAUUUUCGAUUUUCUUCAUAUCGUUUUAAUUUUAUGCAAAUGUAUGCUAUGUGCAGAUAUUGUAGAAACUAUUACGGUUGCUGAGAUUAAAUUUUGGCGAGAUUGUCAAAAUAGACAACCAUUCAUCGAGUACAGUAUGCCAACUAUACAAAGUUCUCGAGAAUACAUUCAAAACUUGAAGGAGAGCUUAUUGUAUUGUCUACAUUUGGAUCGUUACAAGUUGGUAUGGUACUUUGAAGUUGGUCAAACUGGAAAAUUGUACUAUUGUCUCGACAAUGCCGCCACUAGUAAAAUGCCAAUAUUUUUUGUGCAAUUCUUGGAUCAUAUGUUUCACAGCAUUGAUACCAUUUCGGCUUUAACUAAUGACGAAUUCGAGAAAUUAGUAUUCGAAUCGGGAUUCCUGGUAAAUGUGAAGCAUGCUGCUGAUAUCAGGAAGACACAUCUGAUUGCACUUAAUGAACCAAAAUAUACGAAAAACCGGAAGGAACCCGAAAUUGGAAUACUUUACGCAGGAAUGGAUUCUGCGACUAUUUCUUGGGAAUAUGUCCAUCCAAAUGAUAAAACUGAUUUCCUCUAUAAAAUACAGGUAUCUUCGCUAGUAAUUAUUGAUUUUACAAAAAUGUCUACUGAUAUUGAUAAUGUUAUCAAUUCGCACUCCAAUAAUGACAUUGUUAUUUUACUAAAUAAUAAAACAGAUGACGCAAUUAUCAAUUUUCGAAUUGCUAAUACCCAUUGUUUAUUGGAUAUCAAACAGCAAUCCAUCCAGUCAUUAACGCCAUUUUUCGAAAAGCUUAUCAAUGGAUAUUCGAUGGAGGAAUGCGCAGAAUUAUUACAAUCUGUAAAUGUACGACUGUUUGGCGAUCGCUCUUCCAAAGUUCGUUUGAGCCGAGCGCAAUGCACACGGAAGAUGAUUGUCGAUAUGGAAGAUGGAUUGCUCGGUAAUUUAGUAAUUAAUGAGGAUGAUCAAAGGGAAAUUGAUAACUUUAAAGGAUUACCAACAGAAGUACAGCUUCAUUUGUUAGAAAUGAUAAGAUAUCAGGUGAAAACAAAUGAAAUCCAACUAUUUAUGGAGAAACUAGAGGACAUCUGUGACCACUGCAAAGAUCCAACAUUGUCGAAUAACUGUGAAGUCGAUAAUUAUCUGGAACAGAUAUCUGUCCAAAGAACGCAAAAUGAGCAAAAUUUUAUUCUACAAUUUAUUAAACAUCUUUUCAGAGAUCAUCUUUAUGGUUUAUAUGACGAAUUACAAACUUCAAAACUGGAUAAUCUCGAGGAAUUGAUGAAAUCAUUAGCAAAUAAUAUUCGUAUGAUGAGGAAAAAACAACGGAGGAAAUUAAGAGCACGAGGAUAUCAUUCGGAAGGCGAAAAUUCUCGUCGCAGUUCCAUGUCAGAAAAUACUGAUUCAGAAGCAGUUGUUGUUGAUGUUGAACUUCAAGAAUCUGAAUAAUCGGCAUGUUUUCUAUGCGUAAAUUAUGCGUAGAUUACAACUCAUUGAAAAUAUUUUUGAUUAAAAGAACUGUCAUAAAUUGUUUUUGAUGUCACCAGAACCAAUAUUAAACACUUAUUAUAAAAUAAUCACUAAAAAUUGCAGAAUGUAUUACCUUUGGAAAAUUUUGGAAAAAUUGAG